AUGAGGAGAGUGAAGCUUCAGAUCAAGAGGAUUGAGAAUACGACUAAUAUACAAGUCACUUUCUCAAAAAGAAGAAGCGGACUUAUCAAGAAAGCCUAUGAACUCUCUGUUCUCUGUGAUGUUGAUGUAGCUCUCAUCAUGUUUUCUCCAUCUGGGAGACUCAGUCUCUUUUCUGGCAAUAAAAGCAUUGAAGAGAUUCUGGCACGCUAUGUUAAUCUUCCUGAGCAUGAACGGGGACGUUAUAAAGUCCCCAUAAUCAAGAGGAUCUUUGAAGGCGAUCUCUCUGAAGUCACGACAUUGCUUGAGGCUGAGUACCGAGAGCAGAUCCUUGAGGAAACUCUAAAACGUUUGCAUGUGCGCAAGGUAAUGAACUGUUUCCUCCUUCGCAUCCGAGAGGAGGAGCACUCCAGGAAAUAUAUGUAUGUCGUCUGA
Molecule: messenger RNA, 432 nt
Organism: Prunus persica (peach)
Lineage: Eukaryota; Viridiplantae; Streptophyta; Magnoliopsida; Rosales; Rosaceae
Product: agamous-like MADS-box protein AGL104
Exons: 5
Coding region: 1-432 (143 amino acids)
Biological process (GO): positive regulation of transcription by RNA polymerase II
Molecular function (GO): RNA polymerase II cis-regulatory region sequence-specific DNA binding; DNA-binding transcription factor activity, RNA polymerase II-specific; protein dimerization activity
Source: RefSeq, a predicted model, not a curated record